Molecule: messenger RNA, 2760 nt
Organism: Cydia splendana
Lineage: Eukaryota; Metazoa; Arthropoda; Insecta; Lepidoptera; Tortricidae
Product: homeotic protein proboscipedia-like
Exons: 4
Coding region: 241-1464 (407 amino acids)
Biological process (GO): regulation of transcription by RNA polymerase II; cell differentiation
Cellular component (GO): nucleus
Molecular function (GO): DNA-binding transcription factor activity, RNA polymerase II-specific; RNA polymerase II cis-regulatory region sequence-specific DNA binding
Source: RefSeq, a predicted model, not a curated record
AGUGACUCUAUUGUUCCGUUCCCGCCGAAAUGCGUUGACAUUACAAUUCGGAAGUGCGAACAUUCUUUGUUCAAAAUUUGUUUUUUGCUUUUAAUUUGUGCUAGUGUUGUGACUUCGAACAUUGGAUGUGGAUUCACUGAAACAUCAAACAGCAUCAAACGCCGCACAGCCAUUAAACCGAUCCGAUCAUAAAAACAAACAUGACACACUAUUUCCGGACCUGAACAGAAAGGGACACACAUGAGCGAAGACACCGAGAAAGAAAGAGACAUGCAAACCGUCGCCUACAACACACCAAACGUUAUAGAGCAAGCCGACAGCAGACUCAUAGAAGCUCACAAUUUCUGCGAUGCAGAUUAUCUAGAUAGCGAAAGAAUUGAAGUAGAUGAUGAUAAAGAACUAGUUAUAGCUGAUGAAUCUCGGGAAGACCAAAUAGAUGAUAAUAAUCAGAACAUAGAUGUAGGAACAGAAGAGAAAGUACAAGAUUUCGAGCUAUCAUGGCAUCCGCACGUGUACGGCAAACCGCCAAAAAAGCCUACACCGCAUUCGAUAGAAUAUAUAUUAGGGUUAAACCAGAAGUCAACCGUGAGUCAAUUGAUGAGUGUGAAGAGGUUCGAGGUGAAGAAACACUUGUACAAGAGUGCGCAGGUGCAGACGGAGCGAGUGAUGAGUGUGCACAAGAAUAAGCUUCAGGAGCAGCUGCUUCAGAGAGUGAGAACUAGUGAGUGUGAGUUCGUGAAGGAGGAGCCACUGAACCUCUCCGUGCCUAAGAAAGAGUGGGAAGAAGAAAAAAAAGAUCCCUCCAAGCUUAUCAAGCGUAAAAAAUCAACGGAAGAUGUCCGUUCCCCCCUGGGAGGAGAGGGCUCGCUCACCAGCGAGGAGGGUGAGGACGGCGGCGCGCGCCGCAAGAAGGCCCGGACCACCUUCACGGGGAGGCAGAUCUUUGAGCUGGAGAAGCUGUUCGAGGUCAAGAAGUACCUGUCUUCUGGAGAGAGGGCUGACAUGGCGAAGCUGCUUAACGUUACCGAGACUCAGGUAAAAAUAUGGUUCCAGAACAGAAGAACGAAAUGGAAGAAAAAAGACAAUAUCACGAACGCAGAAGUAGCAGAAUUCAAACAGCAGAACAAGCCCGAAGAUAAAAAAGAAGACUCAAAAGAACUAAAAGAAGACCCUUUAGCUAUAGAUAUGUCCAAAAAGAACUGCAAUAAGAUACUCACGGAAAAAUUAAGGGGUACUAAGCCAGUCACCCAAAGUGUUGUGCCAAAACCGAGGAAAGUUGAAAAAGGUGUAAUAUUAGAAAGCAUUUGUGAUGCUAAUGACAUAGAAAGUAGGAUAUCUAUCACUAAGAUUACUAAUAAGUUAUCAAGUACGGAUAUUUCCGAGAUAGGAAAGGUCUCAGUUAAGAGUUUUAACCCUGAAGAAGUAAAAGAAAUUAAAUUUGAUAGUAGAGACGUAGAAAUGUGAAAUUUUAAAUAGGUACUACAGUCGAAUCAUUUUCGAAUUUUGAGGUGCUAAUCAUUGAGAAUCGCAUUGAAAAAAAUACUGUCAAAAUAAUCGCUGUGGCAUCUCAUUUUAAACUGUUAUAUUUUCGUUGGAGUGCUCACAAUAGUUUUAAGUUUAAUAAUGGGUGUUGCUACUUUGGUCAAAUCCUUUUAGAUUAUAUUAAUUGCUACAAAAGGAAGGAGGAAGGCUUUUAUUAUAUUUGAACCUAUCAUAGGUAUACUGAUAUUUUCCGCUGGAAAAUUACAAAAAUGGCGAAUUAUUUCCACAUAAAAAUUGUUCGGAAACUUCUCUUAUUUUUGUAUUGGUACCUAACGAUGUUUUCCAUUUACAAAAUGAAACUUUCUUUUAUUACUUGUGAAAUAUUUUGAAAAUUUCUGAGAACUUUUCAACUUUUAGGAAACUUUCCGCAACCUUAACAUUCUGUCAACGUGCGUUUUCGGAAAACCCAUGAUUUAGGAAAAAAUACAAAACAGCUGCGGACUGAAAACGUAUCAUUUCGUUACAUUAUCAGUUUUUUACAUCACGCUUACUGCAAUUCUGAUAAGGUGGAGAAAAACAUGAGAAGAUAUUGAACGGAGAAAUUAAUCGGGCAUUUUGUAAUUUUUACUUCGCGAGUGUAUUUUUUGGACUUUUAAAGCAAUUACAAAUCAUUUUAAAAAUAAGUGAAAACCAGAUUAAUGACAUGAAAAUAAACUUUUUCUUUAAGCACACAUAUUUGCAAUAUGAUAAAGGUAUUGUUUACUAAUACGAUACGUUAGAAAGAAUUAGGUGAAAUUUACCGUUGGGCUCAUGCAAUUAUAAUUAAUUUAAAAUAAAUAUCGAUGAUAUCCUUUAUUACUUUUAGGAUUGGCGACUUCGGAAAAUAAUAACAAUUACCUAUUGGUGUUAUUUUCAUUGUGCUCAGUGCUGGACUAAAAAUUAAUAAUUACUUACCAUUAUGUAUGAUUUUUUGCCGUAUUCAAAAUAAUGAUGUGUACAGGAAUCACUACACCGAGCAAACAAUAAUGUAAGCUUGUGCCUAUUUUAAAACACAAACUAGCUAUAAUCAUAGCAAGAACUUGUUUUAAGGAAAAAUUCGCUUAAAAUGUUUUUUUUUAAUCAAAUGUGGAGUGGCUUAUCUGCGUCCGCAACCGGGAUUAUUUACAUACUCGUAUAUAUUAUUUUCAUAAUUAACUAUAAGAGGGCGUACAUAUACCUACCUGGGAAGACCGACUAGUGGCCACCCGGUAGGUCGGCCCAGAUACCGCUGGGGAGACA